Lytechinus variegatus (green sea urchin) is the source of this 1448-nucleotide messenger RNA. RefSeq lists its product as uncharacterized. Lineage: Eukaryota; Metazoa; Echinodermata; Echinoidea; Temnopleuroida; Toxopneustidae. The transcript is spliced from 2 exons. The record is from RefSeq and is a predicted model, not a curated record. Bases 295 to 999 code for a protein of 234 amino acids.
AGGAGGGGGAGAAGUUAGCCGUGUUAAAGUUUUUGUUGUUCGUCUGGGUUGCAGGCGUGCAGCGUCGUUUUGUGUUAGUUUUACAUCAAUCGAUAUAAUCGAUGAUUGGGAAUGUUAGUAUACCAGUGACCAACAUAGCGGUGUGCCGAACAACAGAAUAUAGCGUACCUGAUGUUGAUAUACCAGUUUCCACCGAGACUCCUUCUGAUUCUAACUAGUUUGGGAAAGCUCGACUUGAAAAUAUACCAAGUGAAAUGACGUGAAAUCUUGAAAUCGGAAGAACAACAUAAUGAGAUGAUGGCUGGCGCUAAAGGGUUUAGUAGCGACUUCGCUAGCGGCCAUGAUCGAUGGCUUGCUCUGCAACAGGUCAGCCAGAAGAUACUGAGUCGAGCUGGUACUCUCAACACCAUGGAAGAUCGUGAGCUUGAACGGGUCACAAGACAGUUAAAAUUCAAAGAGAACCUCAAACAAUCACAGUAUGACAUAACGGAGAAACAACUGAAAUCAAACUUAAAAGAUCACUUUCUCUACAACACCGCUUUGCAAGAAAGCGUCCGCGCAAAGAACAAAUCUCGCAAACGCCAAGCAUUCUUACCCAGUAUUCCGCCAACCGCAGAGAUGAGGCCGUUUGGUCGUUACAGUGGACGAACCCAUUCCAGAAUGACGUCAGCCAUGAAUCGUCUUGAUCACAAGUUCUCGCAUAAGGAAGAGGAAAAAACGGCCAAGUUGGUCGUCGAGUGUCGGACAGAGAGUGAUGUCAAUAUCAACAGGAGUCUAACCACAGAACAGAUUCUGACUGCUAAAGACAUGCCACUUUCGGAGAGACUCACUUUUGAAAGCGUGACCAGGUUUCGAGAACUGAUUGGAAAAGCUAAAGCACAAGCGGUCUUGGACAGACUACGGAAGCGAAUAGCGGAAAGGAAGGAGAGGGAGAAAGGAAUGAAAGUUCUGAAAAAAUCGAAGGGUCUUUUUCAAACGGAGACAACACAUUUCACCUAGAAGAUAGUAUUCCUAAGCCCCGCUUCACUUCACGUUCCAUAUCCACAGCGCAACAAGAAAGAAUCAGAAUCAAUAGCUAGAAGGGGUAUUGUUUUUUUAACUGUGUGAGAUUCAUGAAGGAAUCUCACAUCGGAACUAAAAUUCUUAACAGCUUUGCAAGAAUGCCAUGCAUUUUCACCAUUUGGUACCAGGUGACAAUUUGAAUGCCGUUCGAAUUGUAGUCGAAACAUCUGGAAUGUAGUAUGAAUAGGAAUAGCCAGAGGAGUAUUUCAUAAAUAUCUGAAAAUUUGUCAGAUCUGAUGACUUUCCUUGAUUCUGAUCGGCUGAGCAGCACUGUUACUAUGGCAACUGUCGGAGAAAACAGGACUUUCAUAAAACGAUGCCCCGAAUACCAAGAGGAUGAAUCCAUGCUAGAAAAAUCAGCCAUUUUCACAACAUUUUUCAACCUG